UCAAAACCUUAUCGUCAUUUUAUUAUUAAUCAAUAUUUAAUAAACAUCGUUUUGGUAUGUUGAUAUCGAGUAAUAUUUUAUCAAAAAGGCUAUACAAUUGGUGUUUAAAAGUGAAUACUUGUCGAUUCAAAGGCACAAUGAACGACACACUGUUGAAAUCGGUAAAGGCUUGCAUACCAAAGUUAGAUGGUGGUAAACACAAGGGUCAAGCCGGUAGGAUAGGAAUAGUUGGAGGAUCCUUAGAAUACACGGGAGCGCCAUAUUUUGCUGGGAUAAGUGCUUUGAAAGUUGGAGCUGAUUUGGUGCACAUAUUUUGUGCAUCUUCAGCAGCAAGCGUCAUUAAGUCAUACAGCCCAGAACUAAUAGUACAUCCAUUACUGGAUCACUGUAAUGCUACUGCACAAAUUUCUCCAUGGCUGGAAAGACUUCAUGCCUUAGUCAUCGGUCCAGGGCUAGGACGAGAGACGGAAACCUUCAAUGUUGUGUCAGAUUUGAUAAACAUUAUAAAAGAGAAGAAAAUACCCUUAGUUAUUGAUGCAGAUGGACUGUUUCUAGUAACUAGCAAACCGGAAGUUAUUAAAGAUUUCUCAUCACCUGUUAUAUUGACUCCUAAUAAAAUAGAAUUUGAAAGGCUAUGUAGCAGCCUCGGUGGGGCUUCAGAGUUACGAACCCUUGGAGAAAACGUAACAGUUUUCAGGAAAGGAGAAGAGGAUCAAGUAUAUUCUUCACUUCCGGAAGCAGAGUGGAAGUCAAAUGUCUAUGGAUCGAACCGAAGAUGUGGUGGACAAGGGGAUAUUUUAUCAGGAUCUAUUGCUACAUUUUUAAACUGGACUUUGAGUAAUAAGGAUAAGAUUGAGAUUGGUUUGGCUGCUGAUCCUCGGACAGCAGCAUCCUUGGCCUGCUAUUCAGCAUCAAUUCUUGUAAGGUUAUGUAAUGAGAAGGCUUUCAAAGUCAAAGGCAGAAGUAUGCUGGCUGGUGAUAUGACUGAGUACAUCCAUGAAUCUUUUGAAGAGUUAUAUGGACAAUAAUAUUUUAGGAAUGCAAGUACAGUUGACGUUAAAAAUAUGUUUACACUUUUCGCCUUAUUACAAAGGAGUAAGGUGCAAAAAUGUAAACAUAUCUUUGAC
Molecule: messenger RNA, 1127 nt
Organism: Cydia amplana
Lineage: Eukaryota; Metazoa; Arthropoda; Insecta; Lepidoptera; Tortricidae
Gene: Naxd
Product: ATP-dependent (S)-NAD(P)H-hydrate dehydratase
Exons: 3
Coding region: 57-1028 (323 amino acids)
Biological process (GO): metabolite repair
Molecular function (GO): ATP-dependent NAD(P)H-hydrate dehydratase activity
Source: RefSeq, a predicted model, not a curated record